CCUGGAGCUCAUCCCUAUGAACAUGAACUACUGGCAAAAAAAAUUUUUUUAAAAGAAAAACUUAAUAAACUUAGGGGUCAGUAGGCCCUUCAUAGGGGAGAAACAAGCCUUUAAAGUGAGCGAAACCCAGGAUUGAGGGUACAAGGUCUGUGCUGAAUCUCCUGGAUUCAGGAUUAUAUCCCCUGAGGGCCCAGCUGGAAGGCUGGAACACACCUGGGCACCUGGAAAGCUGACAUGGGAAACAGGUAGCAGGUGCUAUAAUGGGCACAAUGUGAAUGAAACUUUGGUGCAUGAAACAGGCAUUUACAAUGAGAUGGUGAAGACAGGAACUGACAUGAUGAGUGACACGAGUUCUGGAAGCUUGGAGGUGAGCCCUGGCAGCCGGGAGACUUCAUUUGCUACCAUGUCACCUGGGGAGAGCGGCCGCGGCUGGGAGGAUAGUGACACCUGCAGUGAGUGCGGCUACAGAGAGUCAGGCGCCAGCGGCUCCUCUUUUGAGGAGCUGGACCUGGAGGGUGAGGGGCCCUUGGAGGAACCACGGCUGGACCCUGAGACUGAGCCCCUGGGGGCUACCAAGUGGCCCUGAGAGCCCAGUACCCGGAGAAGGGCAAGGAGUAACCCAUGACCAGCCCCCUCCUGCGGGGCAGUGCUGCGGAACCGAGCAGACUCUCCAGCCAUCUUCCUCCUUCUCCUGGGGGCGAGGGGUUCCCAGGGGACCUGACUCCCCCUGCUCUAGGCCUCUUGUGAAGCCUUCUCCUCACUGUCCUUUAGGCUCCCAGGGCCAAAGCAGCCAAAGACUAUUUCCUGCACCAGCCCUGUGGGCCGCCACUCCUGUUGUAUCUCUUUUUCAGACCAUCACUGGAGCUUCCAGGACCCAGAAUAAAGCCAAUGACUUACUUGUUUCA
Gorilla gorilla gorilla (western lowland gorilla) is the source of this 905-nucleotide messenger RNA. RefSeq names its product testis-expressed protein 264-like. The transcript has 3 exons. The coding region runs from base 314 to 586 and encodes 90 amino acids. Lineage: Eukaryota; Metazoa; Chordata; Mammalia; Primates; Hominidae. The record is from RefSeq and is a predicted model, not a curated record.